GGCCUUGCCGGCGGGAAAUAAAGGAAGUGGGCGAACGGCGGCUGCGUACUCCGCACGCCUCCAGGACUUUACUUCAGCCUCCCUCGCCUGGUCUCGGACCCCCUGGUCCCCGCCGCCCGUCUCUCGGCCUCCUGCCGCGGCUGCCGGGUGGGCUGCUGACUCGGGACCCCUACAAAGCCGGAAGCAAGUUGAGCCCUGCAAGGCUGCCGGUGCCAUGGAUUCUCAGAGAGUUAGAGGUGUUGGGCCGUGAACUGCCUGCGCCAGCUUACCUGGAGGAGGACCACGAUGAUGAGCUCCAGACAGAUGGCAACCGGAGCAGCCACUUCCUGGAUAGCGAGGAGACAGAUUCUGAGAGUCAAGAGGAAAUCAUCCAAGAUAUCGCCAGGCAGCUUGCCCAAAUAGGGGACAGGAUGGAUCACAGCAUCCACCCAAGACUGGUGAAUAACCUGGCAAUACAGUUUAUGAAUGUGAACCUGUCGGAAGAAGACAGAAGGAAGCACCUUGCUGCUACACUGGAGCAGGUCCUGCAGACUUACCCAAAGGAUAUGGAGAAGGAGAAGACCAUGCUCAUGUUGGCCAUGGUACUGGCCAAAAAGGUGGCCGACCACACACCGUCCUUGCUCCGUGAUGUCUUUCGCACAACAGUGAACUUUAUUAACCAGAACCUACUCACGUAUGUGAGGAACUUAGUCAGAAAUGAGAUGGACUGAGUGCACGACUCUGCAAAAGUGCGACUGAUGAAAACUUGACGUGGUGACAAGGGCACACCUGCCUCCAGUGGAAACGGAGCCAAGGCUGUGUAAGCAGCGCUCUUAGAGAAGAUGGGCUCAAAAUAAUAUGUAUUUAUUUCCUACUGUUUUAAAGAUGUUUUAAGCAGGUGAUUUGUUUAGAAAUUUUAACUUGACAUACUUGAAUGAAAAUGUCAACUUGCACAGAUUUGAAUGAGUUUCAUACCAUCUUCUAAAUCCACUACACAGUGUGCCUUUAUCUUAUUUCACCUGUACAGGUGUUCACUUGGAAAUUAAAUUUAAGAACAGAUUGUAAGGCAGAAGAAAAAGACAAGGUUUUUUUUUUGUUUAAGGAAAAAAAAAAACCAAUGUUUUUUUGUUUUUAAAAAAACUACUGUUUAUUAAAAUGCAGCCUUGAGGUGUGUCUGACAGCUGGCAGUAUUUGAGGAGAAUGAAGUCUGGAGACUGAUGUCCUUAGUCCUCACAAGUGAACAAUUCCUCUCAAUGCAGGGAACAUCUUAAUACUAAGGAAGUAACAGUCUUCCCAUUUAAAAACCAAACAGUAUAAGAGGUUCUGGACUAAAAUUCUGUACUCAAACAAUGGGAAAAUCAGGCCUCAAAAUGUGAUUUUUUUCAACUCGAUUUCCUUUUGAGUCAAGAAGGACCAUAGGCAAUUAAAAGGUAUGGAGGUCAUUUAAGGGCCCAUGUCAACCACAGUUUCCAAAAUCAGGUAACUAAAUGUACCUUUUCUCUUUCUAAGCCAGCUUAAAAGGCUCUGAUAAAAAUUUUAAGCUGGUGGAGUAUCAGAACUACUGCAUAUAGCCCAUGGGGGAAUGUCUGUUAAUAAUCUUGUAUUUUCAUUUUCCUCCCAUAAUUCCUCAGCUCACCCUUGCCCAAGAAGCUACAUCUGAAGAAAACAGAUUUCUAGGCAUAAAAGAUGAAAGACUAGUUAGACGUUUUUUUUCUUUUUUCUGAGAAAAAAAAA
Messenger RNA from Hyaena hyaena (striped hyena), 1713 nucleotides. It is a transcript of the gene BID, whose product is annotated as BH3 interacting domain death agonist. The record is from RefSeq and is a predicted model, not a curated record. Gene Ontology annotation, cellular component: cytosol; cytoplasm; mitochondrion. The transcript is spliced from 6 exons. The coding region runs from base 411 to 710 and encodes 99 amino acids. NCBI's taxonomy places the organism in Eukaryota, Metazoa, Chordata, Mammalia, Carnivora, Hyaenidae. Gene Ontology annotation, biological process: positive regulation of intrinsic apoptotic signaling pathway; positive regulation of release of cytochrome c from mitochondria; apoptotic mitochondrial changes.